Hansenula anomala is the source of this 1526-nucleotide messenger RNA. RefSeq names its product glycosyltransferase family 15 protein. The transcript has a single exon. Gene Ontology annotation, cellular component: membrane; Golgi apparatus. Gene Ontology annotation, molecular function: alpha-1,2-mannosyltransferase activity. The coding region runs from base 399 to 1469 and encodes 356 amino acids. Gene Ontology annotation, biological process: cell wall mannoprotein biosynthetic process; protein N-linked glycosylation; protein O-linked glycosylation. Lineage: Eukaryota; Fungi; Ascomycota; Saccharomycetes; Phaffomycetales; Wickerhamomycetaceae. The record is from RefSeq and is a predicted model, not a curated record.
UAUCAACAAAAGGUUGGGUUCUGGGGUUUUUUGAUGUUGAAAGAUCACUGAAAUUUCUACAUCUCGGCUCUCGCUUCAGACUCAAGUUGUUUUCCCAAAGAUCAAUCAAUCUUUUACUACUACCAUUUCAGUAAACCACUGGAUUUAUUCCAUAAGCCAACCUUACAAGUAAACGUGUACUAUUAUAAAGAAGAUAAUAAACAAUUAUUACAGCUUCCAGUCCCUUGUUUCAGCUGGCGAAGUUCCACUCCCGACGAGCCUUGUUGAAAAAAAAAAAUUCUGACAUGGCAAAAAAAACUACAGGAAGCUUUUGACAUAUUCUUCAACGUGGUGAUUGAAGAACCAUCCCAAACAGUCUGAUCCAUCAUUCAAUCUUUAUGUUCUUUUCAUGAUAUGACAUGCUAACUUUAUUAAUUUCCCUCCUCAUUCCAUUAUUCUUGUACCUUAAAUAUAUUCCUACUUCAUUAAACAACUUCGGGACAUAUUAUUCAGAGUUAGUACCCAAUGAACAUAUUCGAGAAAAUGCUACUUUCUUAACACUAUGUCGAAAUUCAGAUUUAUAUCCAAUGUUGGAAACUAUUCAAUCGAUAGAAGAUAGGUUUAAUAAUAAAUUUCAUUAUGAUUGGGUAUUUCUAAAUGAUGUUCCAUUCACACAAGAGUUUAAAGAAUCAGUAACACCAAUGAUCUCUGGGAAUGUUAAGUUUGGAACAAUUGAAGAAAAACAUUGGUCAUAUCCUGAUUGGAUUGAUCAAGAACGUGUCAAGGAAUCAAUGGAAACUUUGAAAGAUCGUGUUGUUUAUGGCGGUUCUGAAUCCUAUAGACAUAUGUGUCGUUGGUAUAGUGGGUUUUUCCAAUGGCAUGACUUGAUGUUGGACUAUAAGUAUUAUUGGAGAGUUGAGCCUGAGAUCAAAGUGUUUUGUGAUAUUGAUUAUGAUGUUUUCAAGUAUAUGAGGGAGUUUGGUAAAAAAUAUGGAUUCAUUAUUUCAAUAUAUGAGUUUAAAGUCACCAUACCCACUUUAUUUGGAAAAGUUUUGGAGUUUAUCAAUGGUGAUGAACAAGUCCAAGCCAGCUUACCAGAUGAUAACUUGAAAGAUUUCAUAAUUGAUGAAGAGGGUGAUUAUAAUUUAUGCCAUUUUUGGACCAAUUUUGAAGUGGCAGAUCUAGAUUUCUUUAGAAGUGAUGAGUUCAAAAAAUACUUCAAGUUUUUAGAUGAAUCUGGGGGAUUUUUCUAUGAUAGAUGGGGUGAUGGACCCGUUAGAAGUAUAUUCACAAGUCUAUUUUUGAAAAAAGAUGAGAUUUUCUGGAUUAAAGAUUUUGGAUACAUCCACCCACCAUAUAUGCAAUGUCCAUUGGAUAAAUCCACUAGGCUAGCCAAACAUUGCUCGUGUGAUCCUAAUGAAGACUUCACAUUGAAUGAUUAUAGUUGUACUUCAAAGUAUUUAGAAUUGAUGAAUAAAAGAGCCAUAUAGUGUUGAAACUAGAUUAUAUGACUAGUUGAGAUGUAUAUACCUCAAAUAUGAUGAAAC